Messenger RNA from Colletotrichum phormii, 381 nucleotides. RefSeq lists its product as uncharacterized. The record is from RefSeq and is a predicted model, not a curated record. Lineage: Eukaryota; Fungi; Ascomycota; Sordariomycetes; Glomerellales; Glomerellaceae. The transcript has a single exon. Bases 1 to 381 code for a protein of 126 amino acids.
AUGUCAUCGCAAUUGUUCUCAUUUGAGAUAGUCCACGGCGCUACUCCCGAGACGUACGACAGUUCCUACACCGGUGGCACCAAUGCCGGAGACGUCAACGGCACUCCUGACUUUGCGAGUGGUACCAGGGGCGGUCGCCGCGCCCAGACCGCUGAUACGUCCAUACAGGGUGGUCGUCAUGGGGGUGCCGGCUAUGGGCAUCACGGGGGAAGUAAAACAGAUCAAUCAGAAAAACGUCCUGUCACUCACAAUGAAGCUACUCCUCAAAAGCUAUCAGAGGCCAAUGACAGGAUCGUAUACACCAAAAGAUGUGACGAUGCUAAAAAGAAACUUCAGCAGAAGAACGCACAAAACGCUACCGGGGCGCAAUCUGGUCGUUAA